AUGGCCCCGAACCGUAAGUACGCCAACUACCCCGGCGCCCGUGAGGCGCCGACCCAGGUCAAAUCGGAUACGCCAAAAGAGGACCAGAACCCCGUCCUCCGCGGCUGGCCUCUCGUUGCGGGCUCGACAGUACCUUCACCUGCUGACGAUGAGCACAGGCUUGCAAACUCCGGCGCCGUCCAGCGCUACUUCUGGCGCAACGCCAAGUUCGGCUCCAUCAGAGACCUCCCUGGCCUCGUCGACUACAGAUACCGCUUCCAGCCCGACGUCCUCGUCCUCUCCGAAUCGGGAACCCACCCGGACCCCCUCCCCCUGACCGCCGAACUCACCACCCCGGCACCCCAGGACCAGCCCUCCCGCUACCUCUCCAGCGCCGACUAUCACGCCCUCUACGCCUCCGGCGCCGCGACCCCGCUCGACGUGGUCCAGUCCCUGCUCCCCCUCGUCCGCCGCGCCGAGGGCCACCCCCCUCCGGAGACGGGGCCCUACGCCAACGCCUGGGUCGCCUCCCACGGUCGUGAAGACAUUGCCCUCGACGCGGCCCGCGCCUCCACGGAGCGCUGGCGCCGCGGCGAGCCGCUGGGCCCGCUCGACGGCGUGCCCAUCGGGGUCAAGGACGACAUCAACGUCAAGGGCUACGUCAGCCACAACGGCAUGCAGUACCGCCCCGACCUGCCGUGGUUCAAGCCGGCCGAGGAGACGCUGUGGCCUGUCCAGCAGCUCGAGGCCGCUGGCGCCAUCGUCUUGGCGAAGAACGCCAUGCACGAGUUGGGCGGUGACACCAACGGCUGCAACCCCCGGUGGGGAACCCCCACGAACUGGCACAACAAGUCCUACUACCCGGGCGGCUCGUCCUCCGGCGCCGGCUCCGCGCUCGGCGCGGGCAUCGUGCCCAUCGCCAUCGGCACCGACGCCGGCGGCUCCAUCCGCAUCCCCGCCUCCUUCAACUCCUCGUACGGCCUCAAGCCCUCCCACCACCGCGCCUGCGCCAUGAACUCGUCCGUCUGCGUCGUCGGGCCCCUCGCCGCCACCGUCGCCGACCUCACCAUCGCCUACCGCAUCAUGUCGCGCCCGAACCCGGACGACCCCAUCCAGGGGCUCUACACGCCCUCCAUCCCCCCCUCCAUGUCGCCCGCCGCCGCCGCCGGCUCCCACAGGAAGACCAUCGCCAUCGACGAGGCCUGGUGGUCCCGCGCCGACCCCUCCGUCGACGCCGUGUGCCGCCGCGCCGUCGCUCACUUCACGUCCCAGGGCUACGCCAUCGUGCCCAUCCGCAUCCCCUACCUCCGCGAGAUCCAGCUCAUGCACUCGGCCGUCUGCGUCACCGAGAUGCAGGACCUCGCCCGCCACCGCCACCCGGACCCGGAGCAGUGGCAGUCCAUCAUCAACCACGCCAACAAGAUCACCAUGUCCGUCGGCACCCAGACCCCCGCCGGCGACUACAUGAAGUACGCCCAGCUGCGCGACCUGCUGAUGAAGCACCUGGCCUUCCUCUUCGAGGAGAACCCGGGCAUGCUCAUCGUCACCCCGACGACCCCGCUGCCGGGCUGGCCGCGGAACCCCGCCGACGACGCCUACGGCGUCUCCGACACCAACGUCUCCAUCGCCAACAUGAGCUACGUCUACGUCGCCAACGUCAGCGGGUGCCCCGCCGUCACGGCGCCCGUCGGCUACGUCGACCCCGUCCAGGGCGAGGGCAAGAUCCCCGUCGGCCUGAUGGCCAUGGCCGAGUGGGGCUGCGAGGAGCAGCUUCUCGACUGGGCCAAGGAGGCCGAGACGUACCUGCUCCAGGAGGGCCGGCAGAGGCCCGAGGGGUGGGUGGACGUCAUCGAGGUGACCAAGAACGGCGGGCUCGAGGCCAAGAAGAACAUUUGA
Molecule: messenger RNA, 1875 nt
Organism: Colletotrichum spaethianum
Lineage: Eukaryota; Fungi; Ascomycota; Sordariomycetes; Glomerellales; Glomerellaceae
Product: fatty acid amide hydrolase
Exons: 5
Coding region: 1-1875 (624 amino acids)
Molecular function (GO): catalytic activity
Source: RefSeq, a predicted model, not a curated record